Messenger RNA from Schistosoma mattheei, 1551 nucleotides. The record is from the annotation of a GenBank genome assembly. NCBI's taxonomy places the organism in Eukaryota, Metazoa, Platyhelminthes, Trematoda, Strigeidida, Schistosomatidae.
AUGUAUUCAUCAUCACAACGAAACGUUCACGUACCACGUUAUUUACCGCCACAACACACUAAAAAGCUCAGGCGGAGUUUCAACUGUAGCGCAACAAAAAUCACAGAUGCUGAAGUUUGGAUUAAAUCGAUUAAACUAUGCCGUAUCUUCUGGCCUUGUCAAAAGUCAAAAAAGAAGCACAUACACAAGGCUUCCUUAAAAUGGUCUACUUCACAUAUUACAUAUAGAGAAGAUCAAGUUCCGAGAAAUACAGAUAUUCUAGUUAUCGGUGGAGGUAUCAUAGGUUGGGCAACAGCUUUUUGGCUCCGACGUGAUUCAAAGUUUUCUGUCACUGUUGUUGAGAAGGAUCCUACAUAUAGUCAGUCAGCCACAGUUCUUGGACUAGGAUCUAUACGACAACAAUUUUCAGAACCAGAAAAUAUACAAAUGUCAUUGUUUUCAAUCGAGUUUUUGAGAAAUGUAUCAAAUUAUCUAUGGGUGGAAGAUCCAACAGAAAGCAUAGAUAUUGGUUUCAAUCCUCAAGGUUGUUUAAUGUUAGCAAAUGCUGAGAAUGUGGAUUUGUUAAAAGAGAAUUAUUUAUUACAGAUUGAUCUAGGAGCAAAAGUUGAACUGCUAACUAAAGACGAUCUGUCUACGCGUUGGCCAUGGAUGAAUGUUGACGACAUUGAAAUGGGUUGCUACGGUUAUGAAAAUGAAGGAUGGUUUGAUCCUUUUCUUUUGCUGAAGGCAUUAAAAAUAAAAUGUCAUUUCAUGGGAGUAAACUAUGUUGUUGGAGAAGUGACUGACUUCCAUGCUAGUCCAUUCAUUAUGGUAUCUUCUUCUGGUGGGGAGUCACAGAGACCUCCAGUAUCAUGUAAACCUUUACGUUCUGCUACAAUUUCCCUUCCCAACCAAAUGAAUAUUUCUAUUAGUUUUAAUUCAGUAGUAAAUGCAGCAGGUCCAUGGGCAGCAGAUGUGGCUGAAUUGGCUGAAAUUGGCAGCGAAAAUCUUCCUUUAGGGUUACCAGUUGAGCCAAGAUAUCGUCAAAUUUUCGUUGUGCGACCUAAAAAUACACUUAGUCAUGUAGAAAGUCAUUAUCCAUUACCUGGUUUAGAUAUGCCAUUUAUGAUAGAUCAUAAUCGUUUAUUUAUUGAACGUCGUGAUCUUUCCGGGGAAUUUAUUGUUUAUUCUGAUAAUCCUAAAUUUGAUUCUCUUAAUAAUAAUUGUAAUAAACAAAAUUCGGUGAACCAUGAAUUUUUCCAUGAACAUAUUCAACCGUUAUUGUGUAAACGUAUACCAGGAUUUAAAGAUGCUGAAGUAACUUCAGGUUGGAUAUCUAUAUGUGAUUAUAAUACAUGGGAUCAAAAUUUAAUUAUUGGUUCCCAUCCAUUACAUACUAACAUGUAUUUUUGCAAUGGUUCAAGUGGUCAUGGUACACAGCAUGCUAUAGCAAUUGGAAAAUCAAUUUCUGAAUUGAUUGCCUUUCAACAAUAUAAAACAUUCAAUCUAGUACGUUUCUCAUUUGAUCGUUUAUUUUCUAAUCAAACUGUGAAUGAAGUGAAUUGUUUUUAA